AUGUAGGUCCCUCACAUGUGUCGUGGUCACGCGCCGUGACGAACGUCGGCCGUGAAGUUUCUGGUGAUUGAGUGCGGCUUCUGGACAUCACCGGGAUGAUGCUCGGAAGCAUGGACGGAAAGGAUUACGGUGCGCUCCACGCCGCCGCCGCCGGCUACACGAUGGACCCCGAUCCAAGCGGAGGAAUGGGCAAUAUAGGCGUGGGCGGCUCGGGUGGUCAACAGUAUGGAGAAGUCAACCAGUUGGGCGGAGUGUUUGUCAAUGGAAGACCUCUGCCCAAUGCUGUGAGAUUACGGAUUGUGGAACUAGCGCAACUUGGAAUCAGGCCUUGCGACAUUAGCAGACAGCUGAGGGUCUCGCACGGAUGCGUGUCCAAAAUACUGGCCAGAUACCACGAGACCGGGUCCAUACUCCCCGGUGCUAUCGGAGGAUCCAAGCCGCGGGUCACUACUCCGAAGGUGGUUUCGUACAUAAAGCAGUUGAAAGCGAAAGACCCUGGUAUAUUUGCGUGGGAGAUCCGAGACCGGCUGUUAGCUGACGGGGUUUGUGACAAGUACAAUGUGCCCUCAGUGUCUUCUAUAUCGAGGAUAUUGCGGAAUAAGCUAGGCGGUGGGGCCUUGUACCCGGUACCGCCGCUGUACCCUGUACCGCCUCAGAGAUGCUGGCCAUUGCACCAACCAUACGACUACUAUGUCUAUUUGCAGGGCAGACAGCACGGCGGCGGAGGAGCUCACCUAGCCCCGCACCAGCAGCCUCCGCACCACGCCCACGCACACGCGCUCUGACGCUACGCGACUACUGCACUCAUGUGACAGUGACAAUGACAUUAUCUCAUAGUGACAAGUGUGAACUAAAUCCGCGACUUUAGACUCCGUGACAAUGUUUGUUAGCCGUGUGAUCGUGGGUGAUGAAGCGCCUUGACUGACAUUCCACUCGGCUUGGAGCGGUGGUCAGCUUCUCUCUCUCUCUCUCUCUCUCUCUCUACGUCACUCUCUUACAGUCAGUAGAGAGAAACGCAGCGAGUAGUGCUAUAAAAACCUCAAAAUAAAUUGUUUAGUCGCGAUUGAGUCAUUCGUUGGAAUGGCCAGAAUUAUAAUAUUUAUACCAUGUAUUUCUUAGAGACUGCGUGCCCGCAGUGAGCGGUAAUAUAACCUCUAAUUUAUUAAGUUGUAAAUGCUAGAUAAACGAGAAAGUAUUAUGUAAAUAUAAGUCAUAUAAGCUGUAAGAUAAUAAUUUAUUGAUAAGGAAAAUAUAUAUUCAUUUUUGGUUCGUUAAGUAGCGCCAAGUGACCGGUGAUGUCAGCCGCGGCUCCUCGCAAGAUAUAUUGCGUGCCAGCUGACUUAGCCCUUGAUGAAGAGCUGUCUAUUUGUGGUACAGUACCAACUAAUAUGUAUAUAGAUCGUGAAGAAUAAAUAAAAUGUAGCUUAAUACUCAGUUACAUAGAUAAAUACGGGGCGAACUUUUUUUUUAUUGCAUGGAUGGGUGGACAAGCUCAUAGCUCACCUGUUGUUAAGUGGUAACUGGAGCCCAUAGACAUCUACAACGUAAAUGCGCCACCCACCUUGAUAUAAGUUCUAAGGUCUCAAGAAUUGUUACAAUGGCCGCCCCACCCUUCAAACUGAAACGCAUUACUGCUUCACGAGAAAUAGGCAGGGCGGUGGUACCUACCCGCGCGGACUUACAAGAGGUCCUACCACCAGUAAUUACGCAAAUUAUAAUUAAAUUAAAAAAAAUGAAAUAAAACUUAUAAUAACUUGUUGAAAAAGACACAUACAUACAUAUAUUUUAGUGUGGGAGUUGCCCGAAUACUGUUGUUGCGGUACGGUGUGGACCCACACGGGUCGGUGCCAACAUGCACACCAGACAUCCACUAAACCACUACGCGCUCCCAUCUGAACGAUUAAGACUUUUAUUAUGUUCUACCUCGUGUAGCAAGGGAGGCAGUCGGACUCGCCUGACGAGGACUAUGAGCUCCGGUUUCCGCUUAACACCAGAUGGGCCGUGUCGCUGUUGAGCUUGAGUUAUUUUAAACCAAAAAACUAAAAAUUACGUGCUGUCCAAAAAACAUCACAAAGUUAUAUAUAUGACAACAAUAAUACAUAUAUACCUACAUACAUACAAUAAGAGUAGCACCGCGCGAUUUAACCGUGCUCCGAGUCGCAAUUAGCUCGCAAAAUAUUAAUGUGUUCGAAUUGUAUACUUAUAAUAAUAAUAUUAUAAUAACUAACUAGUUGUGAUAUUGAAAUAAAUUAAAUAUCAUUGCGGAUAAUAAUAGAUCCCGAAAUGUAAAUUUGCAGGAAACAUUAUUGAUAUUCUCUAAUUGCAUAAAAAUAAUGUAAUAUUUAUUAGUUCGUAAUAGCUACGGCACGAGUUACGAUUUCGAUAUAAUAUAUAGUUUGUUAUCUAUCUAAAAUAUCUAAUAGUCUCUCGACGUAUGAUGUUUUAAUGUGAGAAAUGAUCAGAGCAUCGCCCGAGAAGUCGUCAAAAAGCACUAAUUAAAACAAGCCGCCUUCAGGGCUAGCAUGAAGCCUGGCGACGGAUGUGUUUGACAUUACUACAAAUAUAACAUUUGCUCAUAAUACAUUUAGUACCAUGUUUAGUGCCAGCAGCCCUAUCCACCGGCUUAGGGCAGCCCUAUUUUGUUUUCCUGGCACACCUGGUGCUAAUCGGUUAGGUGAUGCCGAAGUCUCAAUAGUGGAGUACAACGGCUGCCCCACCCCUCGAACCGGAAGGCACAACACACUUUUAGACAUAGUAACGACUCGGAAAACUGUAAUUAUGUGUUGGAUACAAUUAUGCCUCAUUAUAAUUUAAAUAACCUGAUGUACCACUAGUAGGUAUGCGUAUAAUUUUAUUUGUAAAAAGUUUUAGUGUAAGUUUUGUAAUUGAUGUUUAUAAUGUUCAACGUGCAAAAAAUAAAAUGGUUUGUUGAGAUGA
Bombyx mori (domestic silkworm) is the source of this 2937-nucleotide messenger RNA. It is a transcript of the gene Poxm, whose product is annotated as paired box protein Pax-1. The transcript has 5 exons. Lineage: Eukaryota; Metazoa; Arthropoda; Insecta; Lepidoptera; Bombycidae. Gene Ontology annotation, biological process: anatomical structure development; regulation of transcription by RNA polymerase II. The record is from RefSeq and is a predicted model, not a curated record. Gene Ontology annotation, molecular function: DNA-binding transcription factor activity, RNA polymerase II-specific; RNA polymerase II cis-regulatory region sequence-specific DNA binding. The coding region runs from base 96 to 785 and encodes 229 amino acids.